Molecule: messenger RNA, 799 nt
Organism: Chara braunii
Lineage: Eukaryota; Viridiplantae; Streptophyta; Charophyceae; Charales; Characeae
Source: the annotation of a GenBank genome assembly
GCGUGGUCCAGCAACGUCCGGCGUCCGGCAGAAAAGGGCAUGACCAGGUGCAUCCAUCACCGUCGAGCUUCUCCUCCACAUCGUCGGCGCCGUCACACGCUGUUCCGCCAGGGGGACGACAUCCACGGAAAGGCGGCAGCUUCUCGGACCUCUCCUCGGGAGUGGAGAGACGUUAUCCCUGUGGAGGUGUUCGCGAUGGAGGGCGGCGGAGAGGGCGGACGUGCAUUGUUGACACCGCUUGAGCGGGCAGCCGUGGCGGUGGCCGUGUCAACCGUUAUUCUUCGUUGUCAGCAGGAGAGGGCACUGGGACGAAUGAAGGAGCAGUUGUGCGUGCGUAGAAGAAGGACGUUGAUGCAAGCUGCGGAUGACGGCCCCGACGGCGUGGCAACUUCAGAGGCUGUCAUUGAGUUGUGCUACACGUUGGGUUGCGACGUCAUUCCACGAGCAACACCGAGGUGGUGGAUCAAACGCAGGACGGGGGGGGCGUGGGAAGACCUUCGACAAUGCGACGAUGCCAUGGAUGACUGCUUCAACGAGAAGCAGCACAGCGCCAAGGAGCAGCUGAGGGACGACCAGAAGCAGCACAGCGAUGAGGAGCAGCAGAGGGAGCAUGCGGUACAGGUCGGCCAUGAAAUACACGGUGGAGAGUGCAGCAAUGAGCACACGACGGCGGAGAAGGCAAGAGUCUUAUCGGACGUGCAGCAUGUGACGUCAUGCAUGGGAAUACGACGCUUGUGAAGAAACUUCUUAUGUGGAUGGACUGAAGGCGCCGCCGGGAAAAUAAAUAAAUUAUGACCGU